Chelmon rostratus (copperband butterflyfish) is the source of this 1768-nucleotide messenger RNA. It is a transcript of the gene cpa6, whose product is annotated as carboxypeptidase A6. Bases 87 to 1544 code for a protein of 485 amino acids. Gene Ontology annotation, molecular function: metallocarboxypeptidase activity; zinc ion binding. The transcript is spliced from 11 exons. Gene Ontology annotation, biological process: proteolysis. Lineage: Eukaryota; Metazoa; Chordata; Actinopteri; Chaetodontiformes; Chaetodontidae. The record is from RefSeq and is a predicted model, not a curated record.
UUUGGCACCUUUUGCACCUUCCGUGUCGGGGGGACAACUACCAGAGAGUGCGGCGCGACAACAAAAGUGACUCUGCCAAUCUGCUGAUGGUGCGCCGGAGCCAGUCUUUUGAGCUGCAGUCACACUUCUGCUCUGAUAAGUCGGAUAAGUUGCAUCCUGCAAAGGAGCCCGAUCGGCAUCCUCCGUCUCUGAUCUCCCGGCCAAGGAUGGACCACGGGAGCGCAUUUCGCGCCUCCGUUUUACUGGCUUGUGUGAUAAUCUGCAGCAACGUGCUAUGUCCCGUCGGUGCCUAUCUCUACAACAACCGCUACGCAGGUGAUCAAGUCUUCAGGAUAACUCCCAGCAAUGAUGAGGAGGUCCGAGUGCUCAAGAAAAUCCUGGGACAUAUGAAGGUGGACUUCUGGCAGCCCAACAGUGCUGCUCUAAUCUGUCAAAAUGCCACCGUGGACGUCCACGUGAACCGCAAUGACACCCGAGGUUUACAUGUGCGCUUAAAGCAGGAGCGUAUUGAUUAUCGGGUUUUUAUCUCCAAUCUACAGAAGGAAAUUGAAAAGCAGACGGGAUAUCGCUCCUCUCGCAAGCGGAGGUCAGAGUCUCAGUAUGACUACGAGGUUUACCACUCUCUGGAAGAGAUCCAGAGCUGGAUGUUUGAGGUGAACAGAACCCGCUCCGACCUGGUUGACAUGUUCUCCGUCGGGAAGUCAUACGAGGGAAGGCCGCUUUAUGUGCUUCAGAUAGGGAAGAGAAGUCGUCAUCAGAAGAAAGCCGUGUGGAUUGACUGCGGCGUCCAUGCCAGAGAGUGGAUAGGACCUGCCUUCUGCCAGUGGUUUGUCAAAGAGGCCAUCAACUCAUACCCGCAUGACUCUGUAAUGAGACGACUGCUUAACCAGCUCAACUUCUACAUCAUGCCUGUCUUCAAUGUGGAUGGAUAUCAUUUCAGCUGGACCACGGAUCGGUUCUGGAGGAAAACACGGUCCAAAAAUCACAAGUUCCACUGCCGGGGAGUGGACGCGAACAGAAACUGGAAAGUGAAAUGGUGUGAUGAGGGUGCAUCCUCUCAUCCCUGCGAUGACACCUACUGCGGUCCCUUCCCCGAGUCUGAGCCUGAAGUCAAGGCUGUCGCCAAGUUCUUGCGCAAGCACAAGAAACGUGUCAAAGCGUACAUAUCCAUCCACGCCUACGCCCAGAUGCUGCUUUACCCCUAUUCCUACAAAUAUGCCACUAUCCCCAACUUCAACUGCGUGGAGUCAGCAGCUCACAAUGCAGUGACAGCCCUGUACUCUGCCUACGGAGUGAGGUACAGAUAUGGACCUGCCUCCACAACUCUGUAUGUCAGCUCAGGCAGCUCCAUAGACUGGGCCUACAGAAACGGGAUCCCGUACGCGUUUGCAUUCGAGUUGAGGGAUACAGGAUACUUCGGCUUCCUCCUGCCCGAAUCCCUGAUCAACCCGACCUGCACUGAGACUAUGAGGGCGGUGAAGGCCAUUGCGUCGGGGCUGCUGAAGAAGUGCGAGACAGACAGGGAGAGAUUUCCAUAUAUAUGACCGCACUGCAGCUCCACCCUCACAGUCACUUAUCUCGACACCUCAUAUCCCUCUCGAGAGUUCAUAUUCCUCCCAGAUAUUAUCAGGUGAUGAGCUGACAAGGCGCAGCAAAGCAUGAAUUUUAAUUUGCUGUUCUUGUUUUUGAGGUUGUUCACAUUAUUUUUCCUCUCUGAUAAAAUAUGAACUGAUGGCGGUGUUUUUUUUUUGUUUUUUUUUUGUGCCAA